Molecule: messenger RNA, 2622 nt
Organism: Anoplopoma fimbria (sablefish)
Lineage: Eukaryota; Metazoa; Chordata; Actinopteri; Perciformes; Anoplopomatidae
Product: scavenger receptor cysteine-rich type 1 protein M130-like
Exons: 10
Cellular component (GO): membrane
Source: RefSeq, a predicted model, not a curated record
UUGGUGGGAGGAGACAGUCGUUGUGCAGGAACACUGGAGCUGAAACAUGAACGACACUGGAGACCAGUAGAGGGCUAUUACUGGACCCUGAAGACAACAUCUGUUGCCUACUCUGUCAGGCUGGUGGAUGGGUCUAGUCUGUGCUCAGGUAGACUGGAGGUGAAGUCCAACCAGAGUUGGUCCUCAGUGUGUGAAGAUGACUUUGACCAGCAGGAUGCAGAGGUGGUCUGUAGGGAGCUUGGCUGUGGGGCUCCUUCAGUCCUCCAGGGGGCGCUCUAUGGAGAAGUGGAGGCUCCAAUGUGGACCAAAGAGUUCCAGUGUGGAGGCCAAGAGUCUGCUCUCCUGGACUGUAGAAGCUCAGGCUCAGAUAGAAACACCUGCUCACCUGGUAAAGCUGUUGGACUCACCUGCUCAGAACCUGUCAGGUUGGUGGGAGGAGCCAGUCGUUGUGCAGGAACACUGGAGGUGAAACAUCAAGGAGACUGGAGACCAGUACAUGGCUAUGACUGGACCCUGAAGGCAGCAUCUGUUGCCUGUAGAGAUCUGGACUGUGGCUUUGCUGUUUCUGUAGGAGAGAGAGAGGAGUCCUCAGGGAGAUCUGUGUGGAGGAUCAACUCUGACUGUCUUCAUUCUGGAUCUACUCUGAGGGAGUGUUUAACAUCAUAUUCCUCUUCCUUCAUCCUGAAUCUCACCUGCUCAGACUCUGUCAGGCUGGUGGAUGGGUCUAGUCUGUGCUCAGGUAGACUGGAGGUGAAGUCCAACCAGAGGUGGUCCUCAGUGUGUGAAGAUGACUUUGACCAGCAGGAUGCAGAGGUGGUCUGUAGGGAGCUUGGCUGUGGGGCUCCUUCAGUCCUCCAGGGGGCGCUCUAUGGAGAAGUGGAGGCUCCAAUGUGGACCAAAGAGUUCCAGUGUGGAGGCCAAGAGUCUGCUCUCCUGGACUGUAGAAGCUCAGGCUCAGAUAGAAACACCUGCUCACCUGGUAAAGCUGUUGGACUCACCUGCUCAGAACCUGUCAGGUUGGUGGGAGGAGCCAGUCGCUGUGCAGGAACACUGGAGGUGAAACAUCAAGGAGACUGGAAACCAGUAGAUGGCUCUGACUGGAACCUGAAGGCAGCAUCUGUAGUCUGUAGAGAUCUGGACUGUGGCUCUGCUGUUUCUGUAGGAGAGAGAGAGGAGUCCUCAGGGAGAUCUAUGUGGAGGAUCAACUCUCUCUGUGUUCAUUCUGGAUCUGCUCUGAGGGAAUGUUCAACAUCAACUUCCUAUUCCUCCAUCCUGGAUCUCACCUGCUCAGACUCUGUCAGGCUGGUGGAUGGGUCUAGUCUGUGCUCAGGUAGACUGGAGGUGAAGUCCAACCAGAGUUGGUCCUCAGUGUGUGAAGAUGACUUUGACCAGCAGGAUGCAGAGGUGGUCUGUAGGGAGCUUGGCUGUGGGGCUCCUUCAGUCCUCCAGGGGGCGCUCUAUGGAGAAGUGGAGGCUCCAAUGUGGACCAAAGAGUUCCAGUGUGGAGGCCAAGAGUCUGCUCUCCUGGACUGUAGAAGCUCAGGCUCAGAUAGAAACACCUGCUCACCUGGUAAAGCUGUUGGACUCACCUGCUCAGAACCUGUCAGGUUGGUGGGAGGAGCCAGUCGCUGUGCAGGAACACUGGAGGUGAAACAGGGAGACUGGAAACCAGUACAUGGCUCUGGCUGGACCCUGAAGGCAGCAUCUGUAGCCUGUAGAGAUCUGGACUGUGGCUCUGCUGUUUCUGUAGAACGGAGAGAGGAGUCCUCAGGGAGAUCUAUGUGGUUGAUCAACUCUCUCUGUGUUCAUUCUGGAUCUGCUCUGAGGGAAUGUUCAACAUCAUAUUCCUCUUACUCCAUCCUGGAUCUCACCUGCUCAGACUCUGUCAGGCUGGUGGAUGGGACUAGUCUGUGCUCAGGUAGACUGGAGGUGAAGUCCAACCAGAGUUGGUCCUCAGUGUGUGAAGAUGACUUUGACCAGCAGGAUGCAGAGGUGGUCUGUAGGGAGCUUGGCUGUGGGGCUCCUUCAGUCCUCCAGGGGGCGCUCUAUGGAGAAGUGGAGGCUCCAAUGUGGACCAAAGAGUUCCAGUGUGGAGGCCAAGAGUCUGCUCUCCUGGACUGUAGAAGCUCAGGCUCAGAUAGAAACACCUGCUCACCUGGUAAAGCUGUUGGACUCACCUGCUCAGAACCUGUCAGGUUGGUGGGAGGAGCCAGUCGCUGUGCAGGAACACUGGAGGUGAAACAUCAAGGAGACUGGAAACCAGUAGAUGGCUCUGACUGGAACCUGAAGGCAGCAUCUGUUGCCUGUAGAGAUCUGGACUGUGGCUCUGCUGUUUCUGUAGGAGAGAGAGAGGAGUCCUCAGGGAGAUCUAUGUGGAGGAUCAACUCUCUCUGUGUUCAUUCUGGAUCUGCUCUGAGGGAAUGUUCAACAUCAUGGUCCUCUUCCUCCAUCCUGGAUCUCACCUGCUCAGGUAAGCCCAUCAUGAACUGAACACAGGACUGUGCUGUCAUGUCUCUCCAGGCCAGAAGGGGGAGGAAGCCGGGCAGACGGGAGAACAUUGAGCUGGAUGAGUUUAACCUGGGUGUUCCUGCAGAUGAAGAAGGAGCUCAGGGAGCAGAGUAG